CGCACAGACUGGGGCUUCUGGUCCAUACUCCUCUGAUCCAGAUCUUUCAAACCACCUUGACCACCUUCCCCACCUUUGGAAGGUCACCUUUGAAGAGUGGAAGAAUGUACUUACUUGUAGACCUAGCAAGACCAGGGUUCCUUCCUGUUCAUCCUGGUCUCUUUGGCGGAGCCAUCUCUGAUCACAGCCUAGACUACGCUUCAACGCUGUGCUCUAUUCUUAUAAGUGGGCUUCCUACGAGAGGCUGCCCUUGGUUCCAUCCGUCCACCUGCUCCGGCUUUAUCUAACGACGAACCGUAUUUAUUUCUUUUCAUCACUCCCAUCUCGAGCAAGACAAAAUAUUCAAGAACAGUAAUUCGGCCUUUAGGACAACAUCGAUAGACAUACACAAUACACACCAACGUCGUAGUACACCUACCCAUAUCAACACAACAACCACCAACACAAGAUGGCUCGGUCUCCUCCUGCUCCCACUACCGGGGACAAUAAGCCGGGUACGGUGAAGAGGAAAGGCACGAGAAGCGUCUCUACCCUCACGCCUUCACAGCUAGCUAGGAAGCGAGCAAAUGAUCGGGAAGCGCAACGCGCAAUAAGAGCUCGCACUAAGGAGCUCAUUGAAAGGUUACAACGCGAAUUAGAAGAAUCAAGGGGAAGGGAGAACCGCGAUGGAAUGGUUCGUGAACUGCUUCAGAAGAACAAGGCAUUGGAACACGAAGUACGAGCAUUGAGGGAAGCCCUUGGCAUCGGGAACCGACCGUUUCCUCAAUCUGGCUACGAGGUGGAUGGACUGCAAACUUCGCCAUCAGCAGUUCCAGGUCGCGGGGCAUCUAUCCCCCAAGGCUCCACGGACUAUGGUGCACCGACAAGCUUUGGGUCAUCUUACCUCCCUACUCCUGAACCUUGUGAGGCAUGGCCUCCGGUCGUCCCUGUCUCUUCAGUCACUGUUUCUUCAGUGGUUUCAAGUCCGUCGUCAUCCACGGGGCAUCCUGAUGAGUACGCGGCUAGCCACGUCCCCACAAGCGUCCCUUCUUCCUUGAUGGACUCAUCUGUAAUGGGUCAAGCUACGGGAAUCUCUUGCCUGGACGGUAUGAAGGUCAACUACGACGAGAUUGAAGCUGACCGCGGAUACUGUCCGACCAGCGUUCCACAGCCGCAAUCCUCUUAUCUCCCCCAGCAGUCCUGGUCCAUGUACCCCACAUCAACUUACUAUCCACAAUCGCCUACGGUUUGAUGCUAUAUCAACACAAAUGUCUGUUUUUUGAGGUCGAACAGCGUGUCGCGGACGGGCAGCCUACGAGAAAACAGCUACAACAACACCAACUUUUUGGACAGCAAUUACACAUACAGAUAACGACCAUCGACGUCGAUACAAAGGUCAACGAGGCGCAACGUUCUAUGCAGUCCCCAGAUUUGCGUAGGCAGUUUGUGUGAGAAGGCCAGCCCGCCUUCGCAAACUCGUUUGAAACACAGAUCUUGGAGCGUUUACGUCACACAUCAGCUACACAGCAAGCGGCUUGUUUUGUUGGGAUGAUAAUUAUUAUGAUUUCUUGGGGGGUCCAUAACUCUGGAGCAUCUGACCUUGUUUCCCAUUAUUUUGAUCUCCAAGAGAAGACCACGGAGAAGAACAAUGCAUUUCUACGGCCGGCACGGG
Messenger RNA from Neurospora crassa OR74A, 1651 nucleotides. RefSeq lists its product as hypothetical. Lineage: Eukaryota; Fungi; Ascomycota; Sordariomycetes; Sordariales; Sordariaceae. The transcript is spliced from 4 exons. Bases 449 to 1231 code for a protein of 260 amino acids. The record is from RefSeq and is a predicted model, not a curated record.